GUUUGCAUUACGGCGAAUUUCACAUUCGCGCGGGCUAACCUGGAAUUUUUUUUUUUUUUUUUUUCUCCCCCCUCCACGUUUGCGUUACCACUAAAUUCACUCACUCUCUCGCUGGGUGAACGAACGCGACAUUCUGUGCUUCUGUUUCACAUUUCGGUCUCGUCCGUGCCGUGGAAACUUUCGCAAUGGUCGCGGGACUAUGUGGAAUUAGCAGCUUGUCUGUAGAAAUGUUUAAUUGAAGUGUGUUUGUUACAAUGGCAGAACUACCCUCUGGACUGUUGGAGACAUGCGUGGUGGUUGGAGCCUCCAGCGAUAAGCUCAGAGAUGUAUACCAGCUUCAUCAACAAAAUAAGUUUGUGGAAUUUCCCUUACUGGAUGCAGAGGUGCUGCAGGUCCAUAUCCCGCCUUUUGUCUCCAAGGAGACCAAUUCCAGUCAUGUGAUUGGUCCCACCUUUAGCCGUGUGCAGCGGCGGAGAAGUUUCAUCAGGAAGAAGAGGCGAGACUGUGCUCCAGACGCAUGGCAUAACGGGGAAGCCGCCAAUCAGUCGGAGGUAUCCGUGACAACGGAGGACAUCAGCGUUCCGAAGGAUCUGGACCUUAUCGCGUUGCCCCAGCUCUGUUUUCCCGGUGGUCUUCAGAUGGCCAAUGAGCAGAGAGAAGAUGCUUAUCACUUCUUGGUUUUUACCGACCUGUUUGGGAACCGAACUCAUGGAGUUGUAGCGCAGUACUACAGAUCUUUGCAGGAAGCUGCCAUCCAGAACGGCCAUCGGUGGAUUUCAUCAAAAUAUCGUCUUUUCACGCCCUUCGCCGUGUGUGUCAUCUCCAAGUUCCCCUACUACAACGCCUUGAGGGACUGCUUGUCGUGUUUGCUGGUCCAGUUGCGGCCCACGAGACAAACCGACUUUGCGGAAGCCAUGAAGGAGUUUUCUGCCAAGUUGUCCCUCGUCCCUUUACCGCCUCCCGGACAACUACACGUGUCCUUUAGCCUCCGUCCCCUGCAAGUGGUUCUUCCAUCCAGGGAGGACCAGGACGGCCCCAUUAUCGACGUGGACUUGCACCUGCCUUUACUGUGUUUCUCGUAUACAACACUCCUCCAGAUUUUGUCUUACCUUCUUCAAGAACAACGGCUGGUCUUCUUCUCGUCCGACUGGGCCAGACUCACUCUGGUUGCCGAAUGCCUGCUGCUCUAUCUAAAGCCUCUCACCUGGCAGCACCCCUACGUUCCUGUGCUGUCUCGAGGAAUGCUGGACUUCCUAAUGGCGCCCACAGCCUUCCUAAUGGGCUGCCACAUUAGUCAUUUUGAAGAAGUGGCUGCAGAGACAGAAGAUCUCAUCCUGGUGAAUAUUGACGAUGGCAUUAUUCAGUCAUCCUGUGCGGAUGUCAUCGACUUAGCCACCAUUCCUCUGACUGCAGCUGAGUGCUUUAUUUCUAGAGCUGAGUCGCUCCAACUUCACUAUGACUUGGAGCUGUGUCACCUGGGAUCGGCCACCGACGCCAAUGCCUUCAGAGCUCAGCGGCGAGACUGGCAGAGACGACUCAACAAGCAGAUACAAAACAUCUGCCUGGAAUUGCUGGUCAAUAUCUUCAGAGGGGUCCAGGACUUUCUCAACCACGAGCACAGAGUUUUUAACAGUGAGGAGUUUUUGAGGACCAGGGAGCCAGCGGACCAGCCCUUUUACAAGAAGGUAUUAGACACUCACAUCUUUCACUCAUUCCUGCGAGACAGGCUCAACAGGAAACAGGACAGCUUUAGCCGCAUGGAGCAGAACACGCGCAACCUAGCGCACAGGAAUCGGGGCGUGACUGAUUCCCCCCGGCGUCCACCCAUGUCCGAACUGUCCCGGAAUGGCUACAACAGCUACACCAGCCCGGACAACCGACUGAGCAAGCGCCUGGGAGCCAGCAUGCCCAACCUGGACCAGUCGCUCCACGAAACUCUCACCGGCAUCAGUCCCGUGAGGCCGGCCUCUCUCCGGAAAAUGGCCCCCGACGUUGGGUUGAAGUUUCCUCAGAAGGUUGUCAAGGUUUUUCGCCUCCCUGAAUUCCCCCCUCCUUUGGCAUAUCAAUACGUUCAGAACUAUUAUUCGGAAAUGGUUGCGAGCCUAGGCAAGGCUAUUAGCGGUACUCCUCCUGAUGAAUCAGCUCUGCUGGCGAGGUAUCACUACCUACGUGGUUUGGUCAACACAGUCUCAAAUAGACGUCUGGACGCUUUGGAGAACUUCCAGAGUCUUUAUAAGACCGACUCCGACAUCUUUCCUUUGCAGAUGGUUAAAUCUCUGGUGGACUCCCUGCCAGAAGCUGACCGUUUACAGGCGGACAAGCGGCCAGAACUGAAGCGUCUCAUCAGCCGCCUUAAGCGGGACCAGGAGCGCGAGUCGCACGACGACAAGCACGAGGAAGGCGCCGUAAAACGCUUCCAGCUGCCGAAAAAGUACAUGCAGUUGGAGGAGUUUGUGAAGUGUGUCCAGGAGUCCGGGAUGGUGAAAGACCAGGGGACAAUAAAUAGGCUUUUUGAUGCUCUUACUGUUGGGCAUCAGAAGCAGGUUGGACCCGAGUUGUUUCGUGUUUUCUACACCAUCUGGAAAGAGACUGAGGCUGAGGCACAAGAGGUAUGCUUGCCUGCGUCUGUGUUGGAGCACAUCGAACCCAGCGAGUGCGUCUUCAAGCUGUCCUCCUCGGUCAAGACGAGCCGCGGCGUGGGCAAGAUCGCAAUGACCCAGCGCCGGCUUUUCCUGCUGACGGAGGGGCGUCCGGGCUACGUGGAGGUGGCGCAGUACAGAGAUUUAGAGGAAGUAAAAGUGUCCUCUGCUCCUUUCCUGCUCCUGCGAAUCCCCAGCUUGAAGUUGCGCGUGCGGGGCAGAAAGGAGGCCUUCGAGGCUAAUUUAAAGACGGAGACAGAACUCUGGAACCUAAUGGUGAAAGAGAUGUGGGCUGGACGCGACAUGGCCGACCAGCACAAGGACCCCCAGUACAUGCAGCAGGCCCUGACCAAUGCCUUGCUGAUGGACGCGGUGGUGGGCAGCCUUCAGAGCAGCAAGGCCACUUACGCCGCUUCCAAGCUCGCUCACUUUGACCGGAUCAAGAUGGAAGUGCCAAUGAUGGUUCCCAGGACAACCGCGGAGACACUGAAGCACAAGAUUAACCCUUCCUUGGAACUCGCCGCGCCUCGUGCCGUUGACGUUCUUCUCUACACGCCAGGUCAGUUGUGGGUGUCGGUAAGCGGAGGCAAGGUGAUGGUGUUCGAUGCCUCCAGCUGGUCCCUGACGCACACUUGUCAAGUCGGGAAUGCAAGACUGAACUGCAUGCUGGAAGUAGACAAAGACCAAGUGUGGAUGGGUUCAGAGGAUUCUGUCAUCUACAUCAUCAGCAUGGUGGCCAUGGUCUGCAACAGGCAGCUGACGGAUCAUAGGUCUGAGGUCACCGGACUCGCUCUUGACACUGACAAAUACAGUCAGAAGGUGGCGUACUCCUGCAGCGCAGAGGGAACCGUCAUGGCGUGGGACGUGUCCACAUUGCAGGUGAAGAAGAACUUUCGUCUCUCCUGUGACCGCCUGCACUCAGUGCACAGUUGCAACGUGACACUAUGGUGCUGUUCCAGGGACAGCAUCAUGGAAGUGUGGCGGAACGGCUCUUUAAAGCAUCGUCUGCACCUGCCCGAGCAACACAGAGGCUCUGCGGUGACAUUCAGCUCUGUUCUCUUAUUGCCUGAGAGGGAGGAGGUGUGGAGCAUAUGCGCUGAUUCCGGAGACGUAUGCAUUUGGCACACGAAAGACACGUCAAAGCCCUAUCACCGCGUGGCGCUACAGGACUGCACCGGAUGCCAGUGCAUGAUUAAAGUGAAAAACCAGGUGUGGGUCGGCGGAGUUGGCCGCACCUCCACCAAAGGGAAGGUCUACAUACUGGACGUGGACCGCCGUCUGGUACUCAAGGAACUCCACGGCCACAGCGACAAGGUGACGGCAUUGUGCUCGGCCGAAGACCGCUACAUCCUCAGCGGCGCUGCCAAGCAUGACGGGAAGAUCGCCAUCUGGAAGGUGGAGUAGGAGGUAGUGUUGUUUACAAUCGGCGUCAUCUACCUGGACGGCUCCUCACAGGAUGUAUUCACUUGCGCACACCUGUGGAGGAAAAAUGGAGACUUGAUGCAGAAAAGCAGUUUCUCCUUCACCUUAUACCCUCAGUAUUGAAAGAAGUAUUAUGUUUUUUUGCUUUUGUAAGCCAGCCUGGCCUCCAGCUGUGAAUUCAGUUUAUUGAAACUUUUUAUUCUGCCUGGGAGUUUUGCUUUAAUGGCACCUCUUGGGAGAAGUGGCUAUAAAGACGUUAAAAGACACUAUAACCCUUGCAUGAACCCAGUCAUGAGCUUAUUUACCGGUAAGUACCAUAAUUUCACUUUAUUGCUGCUCUGUAUCAACUGUUUUGACACGAAAUACAGGGAUGAACUCGACCCGGCAACUUUACACUUGGAGAGCCUUAACAGACCCAUGUUAAAGCAGACAUUUUUCUGUCUCACUGUUUUUCUAUAAAGGGCACUAACACGAAAUUUGGAGACGGCGUCGACACGGCAACUGUACGGCUUUGUAAAAGCAGCCGUUUUUCAGACUUUUUCCACACCGCUAUUCUGUAUAAACUGCACCAACGCAGAAUGCGGAGACGAAAUUGACCUGGCAAUUUUAAGAUUUUGGAUGUUGUAUCAGCAGUAACAGAGGCUGGCAUUUUCUGACUUUUUUUCCAUGUCUCUGUUCUGUAAAAAGGGCACUGACAUAGAAUCCAUGGAUAGAUUUGACCAAGCAAUUUUUUGCCAUGGGAGUAUCAGAACUGCAACAAACACAUGUUAAAGCAAGCAUUUUUCCGUCUUGCUGUUUUUCUUUUAAUGGCACCGACACGGAAUGACGGGGAUGGAAUUGACACGGCAAUUUUACAUCUUCGAAUGAAUUCCGAGAUCCCAGGAAGUGAUUUGUGAAGUUUAACACCCCACACUCACGUCUCCUGCCCCGUCGUGUUGAAAGCAAUUGUCAACCGCCCGAGACACUGGCAUUUUUUGUCAAAUAAUUGUGGCAAUAAUCCCAUUUUUGCUGGGUUUUGUAUAAGACUACUAUAUGCUACUAUACAGCAAUUUUGAGGGAUCUCUGUAUAAAAGGGUACAGCAUACUCUGUGGUGUACAUCCUGGUCACAUAUUGUUGUUUUUGCCAUAUUGUACCGAGUAGCCUGGACAGAAGAUGCCUGUAGUUCAAAAAGUUAAAUUUCUGAGAAUUUGCAUGAUCAUCAUGACACUUUCUCUUUACCAUCACUGUAUAAUGGUCAGGUUUUUAAAAUUGACCCCUCUUCUAUAUAAAAUUAACUGAGAUGGAAUGGGGGGAUGAAAUUGAGCCAAAGGAGGUAAUGUCAGGCUAAAGUGGGUUCUGUGCAAAAGGUAAAGGUGGCUGGAUACACAGUAGGUUUUACAUUGCAGCUUCGAUGUAGCCUUUGGGGGGGUGGGGGGGGGGGGUCUCUGAAAGAAGCUUUCUUGCUUUCACUAGUUUUUGAUUCCCGUCCUGAUAUGACAGAAGUCAAAUUAUUCAAAUUAAAACAAGAAAAAUCAGGCCAGAAGAUGCCUCAAACAUAUUUAUAUAUCUCUAUUUAAUCUGUGCACUGUAGAUCAAUAGACAUUUUUACUGUGUAUCUGUACAUUGUAUUGUUAAUUUCAAUAUAAUGGCACGUUGUGUUGCGAAGGAAGAAACUUACCAACUUUGUACUGUAGUAUUUUUUUAAUGUGAUGCUUUGUAUGACACAACACUUGAUAUUUUUAACAGUAAACACAAUGUGCAAAAGUC
Phyllopteryx taeniolatus (common seadragon) is the source of this 5808-nucleotide messenger RNA. RefSeq names its product DENN/MADD domain containing 3a (gene dennd3a). The record is from RefSeq and is a predicted model, not a curated record. Gene Ontology annotation, molecular function: protein binding. Gene Ontology annotation, biological process: regulation of Rab protein signal transduction. NCBI's taxonomy places the organism in Eukaryota, Metazoa, Chordata, Actinopteri, Syngnathiformes, Syngnathidae. Bases 255 to 4043 code for a protein of 1262 amino acids. Gene Ontology annotation, cellular component: cytoplasmic vesicle. The transcript has 30 exons.